Messenger RNA from Sceloporus undulatus (fence lizard), 979 nucleotides. Its product is annotated as glutathione S-transferase Mu 1-like. Gene Ontology annotation, biological process: glutathione metabolic process. Gene Ontology annotation, molecular function: glutathione transferase activity. The record is from RefSeq and is a predicted model, not a curated record. Bases 124 to 786 code for a protein of 220 amino acids. NCBI's taxonomy places the organism in Eukaryota, Metazoa, Chordata, Lepidosauria, Squamata, Phrynosomatidae. The transcript has 8 exons.
UUGAAGGGAGGGCUAGAAAGUGCAGCCGAGCCCCUGGUUCCCUUCCCUUCUUAAGCCCCGCCGCCCGCCAAGGAGGAGGAGGAGGAGAGCUCCAGGCAGAGAGAGAGAGAGAGAGGAGGCAGCAUGGCCCUGACUUUGGGCUACUGGGACAUCCGAGGGCUUGCUCAUAGCAUCCGCUUGCUACUAGAAUACACAGGCACACCCUAUGAAGAUAAGUUAUACAGCUGCGGAGAAGCUCCUGACUAUGAUAAGAGUCAAUGGAUCAAUGAAAAGGAAAAGCUGGGGCUAGACUUUCCUAAUCUUCCUUACCUAAUUGAUGGCAAGACCAAGCUUACACAAAGUAAUGCCAUUCUCCGGUACAUUGCACGCAAGCAUAAGCUCUGUGGAGAAACUGAGGAGGAAAUACUCAGAGUGGACAUGUUGGAGAAUCAGGUGAUGGAUUUCCGCAUGAGCCUCGUGAUGGUUUGCUACAAUCCUGAUUUUGAGAAGUUAAAACCAGGAUAUUUAGAGCAACUGCCAGGGAAGCUGAAACUGUUCUCCCAGUUCUUGGGGGACAGAAAGUGGUUUGCAGGUGACAAGAUCACAUUUGUUGACUUCCUCAUGUAUGACGUCCUCGAUCAAAACCGCAUGUUUGAACCUAAGUGCCUUGAUCAGUUUAAGAACCUACAGGAUUUUCUCACCCGCUUUGAGGCUCUGGAGAAGAUUGCAGCCUACAUGAGCUCCAGCCGCUUUAUGAAGACUCCCAUUAACAACAAAAUGGCCAAAUGGGGUAACAAGAAGGAGUAGGAGGAAAAAAGGGGGGAGCUUUUUGAUGCUGGAUAAUAAUACCUUGGUUUUUGUUUUCUUUUGGUCUUGGAAGACUCUUCUUUGAUAAACAGAUGAGUUUUUUCAGCUAUAAUUUGAUGCUCUUUCUGUAGAAUGCUGGUUGAAACUUUUCUAUUUUGAAUAUUGUGGUAGCUAAUAAAGACUCUUGGAAUGA